AGGUGGGAGCGAAACUGUAGGGCCGGGGGUGUGGCCCGAGCCUGACGGACAGCCCUUCGGACCACCCCACCUAGCUGGGGGAGGAUUGUCCUGAAGGACGGCCGUCGGGGCCAAUGGGCGUGCCCUGAGUUCCCAGGCCCACCUCCCCUUCCAGCCAACGAGCAAGCACAUGGCUGGGCCUCCCCGGGCCGGGCAUCAAGCUGUCUCCUCUGCCUCCUCCUCCUCACCAGCGCUAUACCUGGGACGGGAUCCAGCCGAGUUUUGCGUGUCGCCGAAGCGGGGUGGGCCGGGGGAGGGGAGGUUCGUUCUGCGGAGCCGCAGCCAGAGCCGGGAUCCAGAAUUACCUUCAAGCCAAUGUCGUGAAGCUUUGGCAGAAAUUGAGAAGGAAAUAUCUCUAUUGUUCAUUGGCAUGGAUAAAUGUUCAAUGGGAGGAUUAGAAUUGACUGAACAGACUCCUGCUUUAUUAGGAGAUAUGGCCAUGGCAACUACUCUCAGGGACGUAGGAGAUUCAUUUGGUCAUCCAGCUCAUCCUUUAGUCAGUAGAUGUAGAAACUCAACAGGGGAAGAUGAUGAUGAUGAUGAUGAUGUUGUAUUUAUUGAAUCUAUACAACCUUCUUCAGUUUCGGCUCCAGCAAUAGUUGAUCAAAGAAACUUUAGAUUUAUGUCAUCAAAAAAUGAAAAGCCACAAGGAAAUUAUUCUGUAAUUUCUCUUUCUUCAAGAGAUUUGGCAUCUCAGAAAGGAAAUAUAAGUGAGACAAUUGUUAUUGAUGAUGAAGAGGACAUAGAACCAAAUGGAGGAGUGGAGAAAAAUUCUUCCUGUUUUAUUGAAUGGGGACUUCCUGGAACUAAAAACAAAACCAAAGAUUUGGAUUUCUCCACUUCCAGUCUUUCAAGAAAUAAGACCAAGACUGGAGUAAGACCUUUUAACCCUGGUAGAAUGAAUGUGGCAGGAGACAUAUUUCAGAAUGGAGAAUUUGCAGCUCAUCAUAGUCCUGAUUCUUGGAUCUCCCAGUCUGCUUCAUUUCCCCGUAAUCAGAAACAGCCAGGAGUGGAUUCUUUAUCACCAGUGGCCUUACUUCGUAAGCAGAAUUUCCAGCCUACAGCCCAACAGCAACUUACUAAACCAGCUAAAAUCACUUGUGCAAAUUGCAAAAAGCCUUUACAGAAGGGCCAGACAGCUUAUCAACGAAAAGGAUCAGCUCACCUCUUUUGUUCUACCACGUGCCUGUCUUACUUCUUUCAUAAACGUACUCAAAACACACAAAGUGUAAUACGUAAAAAAGAUGCAUCUACAAAGAAGGCUAAUGUUCUUCCAGUAGAAUCAAGCAAAUCCUUCCAAGAAUUUUGUAAUAUAUCUUGUUUGUCUCCCUGUGAAAACAACCGGAAUCUUAAAAAAGGAGUUUUUAAUAAGUCAAGAUGCACAAUUUGUAGUAAAUUAACAGAGAUUCUCCAUGAAGUCAGUGUAAAUAAUGUAACACAUAAACUGUGCAGUAACCAUUGCUUUAAUAAGUACAGAUUGGCCAAUGGUCUAAUAAUGAACUGCUGUGAACACUGUGGAGACUACAUGCCUAGUAAGAGUACUGGAAGCAACAUCCUGGUGAUUGGAGGUCAGCAGAAGAGAUUUUGCUGCCAAAGUUGCAUUAACGAAUAUAAACAGGCCCUGCGGCUUGACCAGAGCGGAGGGGGCUCCGGAGACGAGUGGACACUGCUGGCCAGGAUGGUGCUGGAGAGCGUGGCCCGCAUUGUGAAGGUGCAGCUCCCCGCAUAUCUGAAGCGGCUCCCAGUCCCCGAAAGUAUUACCGGGUUCGCGAGACUCACAGUUUCAGAAUGGCUUCGGUUAUUGCCUUUCCUUGGUGUACUUGCACUUCUUGGCUACCUUGCAGUUCGUCCAUUCCUCCCGAAGAAAAAACCGAAGGAUAGCUUGAUUAAUCUUAAAAUACAAAAGGAAAAUCCGAAAGUAGUGAAUGAAAUAAACAUUGAAGAUUUGUGUCUUACCAAAGCAGCUUAUUGUAGGUGUCGGCGUUCUAAACCGUUUCCUGCCUGCGAUGGUUCACAUAAUAAACACCAUGAAUUGACAGGGGAUAAUGCGGGUCCACUAAUACUGAAGAAGAAAGAAGUAUAAUAAUAAUAAAUUAGGGUUGAGUUAAUUGUAUAAAAUCUUAUAACAAUAUUUUCUCAUUCUUUGUGUAUAGAAAAUUUUUAAAUGGUGGUCUUAAUUAUUACUACUUGUUGAAAAAUUAUUUCUUCCAAUUUAUUUUCUUGCUGCGCUACUGUUUGUAUUUGAUCCUUUGACUAUUCAGUCACAUAUAGAAAUUAAAUUGUCAAGCCUCAUAUCUGACUUCAAAGAAUUAAUGUAUCUUCCAAAAAUAAAGUCACUUCUGAUUUUAAUUUAGGAAAACCUAACUCGUGGCUAUGGAUCCAAAGCUGUUUGUUUCUUGAAUAUCAAUAUUUUCAACAGGAUCUUGUAUUUAAAUUCCCUCCCCCUACACUGUUAAAUGUAUUAUUUUUUCACAUCUC
Callithrix jacchus (white-tufted-ear marmoset) is the source of this 2517-nucleotide messenger RNA. Lineage: Eukaryota; Metazoa; Chordata; Mammalia; Primates; Cebidae. The record is from RefSeq and is a predicted model, not a curated record.